Cooperia oncophora is the source of this 501-nucleotide messenger RNA. The record is from the annotation of a GenBank genome assembly. NCBI's taxonomy places the organism in Eukaryota, Metazoa, Nematoda, Chromadorea, Rhabditida, Trichostrongylidae.
AUGAGCAACGUGAGCGAGCAAGUGUCGAAAACGAUGGAGUCGGCCAAGGAGGCAGCGGCCAAAGUCGGCGAACAGGUGUCAGAUUUUUUUCAAGGAAAUCCAUUUUCGACGCCUGUUGGACGCAAAAUUGAGCUCGCCACGAAUGCUUCUAUUCUUGCUACCGAGAAUUGGGGUUUGAAUAUGGAAAUCUGCGAUUUCAUCAAUAGCACUGAAGACGGUGCCAAGGAUGCUGUACGUGCAAUUCGCAAACGUUUGCACACAAACAUGUGCAAGAAUAAUGCGAUUGUAAUGUACACAUUGACGGUAUUGGAAACGUGUGUCAAGAAUUGUGGGCAUAAUUUCCACGUUCUCGUCUGUUCCAAGGAUUUCGUCCAGGAUCUAGUGAAAUUGAUUGGCUCCAAAUUCGACACACCUCAGAUUAUCCAUGAACGCGUACUUUCACUUAUCCAGAUUCUAUCAAUCAACAACAACAAAAACACUGAUAGUACCGGGAGCAACUAA